UUCAAUCGAAAAGAAACUUCCGUGGCGAAUUGUUUGUUGUUCUUCGAAGAAUACAACUCGUCGUCGUCUCCGUUUGCAUCGCGCAUCUUCUUUUUAUUUUCUAUCUCUCACUUUUCAUGUAGUAAAAAAAAUAAAUAAAAAAGAAUUCCUAUAAAAUAAAAAAAAUAAUUUUCCCGCUUUGAAAUUUCCAAUCGUAUUUUGUUUGUGAAAAAAGGCUUCGUUUUAAAAAAGAAUAUAAUAAACAAUAUUCUCAUAAGAAGAAAAACAAGACAAUUUUUCAUCAUUGAGUGGUUUUUUCCAGUUUUCUUUUUGUUCUUGUACUUGUACCUAUCUCGUCCGCCGCUCUGCUGUCACAGUCUCACACAGCUCAGUGCAGCAGUCCGUUUAUUGUGUUUCGUUAGAGUGGUUAAGUGAGUGAGUGGAGUUGUUGUUUAGAUUAAUAAAAAAAGCUAUCUAAAAUUUUAUACCCAAAUUUACAUAAAAUCAAUCUUAAAUAUUUAACAAAAGAAAAAACAAACAAACAAAAGCAAAGGAACCCAACUUCGUCUCAUAAUGGUGCAGAAAUUUCAAUCCCCCGUCCGGGUGUACAAACACCCCUUUGAGCUGGUUAUGAAGGCUUACGAAAAACGUUUCCCAACAUGUCCACAAAUGCCAGUCGUUUUAGACUGCCAACUUGUAAAGGAUGAAGUUUUCGACGACGGCGCCCGCCGCACUUCUAGUCGUCGUUGUAAAUUGGCCGUCGAUGCACCAUACAUUUUUAAAAAACUCAUUGGAGUCGAAGUUGUUUAUUUUUUGCAAACCAAUUUUCUUGACAUGGCCAAUAGGACCUUGAGCAUUGAAGCGGUCAAUGAAAGUUUCUCAUCUCGCAUUGAAAUCUUCGAACGGUGUCGCUACUAUGCACAUCCCGAAAAUCCAGAUUGGACUUGUUUCGAUCAAACUGCUACUUUGGAUAUUAAGAAUUUCUUUGGAUUUGAAAACUCAAUGGAAAAAAUGGGAAUGAAGCAAUACACACAAACAACAUUGAAGGGCAAAGAAAUUAUUGAGUAUUUCAUUGAGGAAUUGAAAAAUGAAGGUAUAACACAUGUUGAACGUUGGCAACCACCUCUCGAUGCGCCAGCUUCCCCAGUGUCCAAAGAACCAACUUCACCGGCUAAUCACGAAAUUAUGUUAGAUGGAGAUUUCAUUGCGAAAUAUUUGGGUCAAUUGUCGCCAAUGCAAGAAUCCAAGCUACUGGAGUUGAGGAAAUUAGUUGUAGACAUCGAAGGUAUCGAAAAGAUCCCAAGCUAUCAGACUUUACUACGAUUUCUGAGUGCACGUGAUUUUCAUGUUGAAAAAGCACUCAGUUCUCUUAAGGAAUCACUUAAAUGGCGUGCUGACAAUAAUAUUGACAAUUUAUCCAAGGACUAUAAGGUUCCAUCGGUAGUUGUGAAUCAUUUUCCUGGAGGCUGGCACCAUCGGGACAAGAAUGGUCGACCAAUCUAUAUUCUUCGUCUCGGUCAUAUGGAUGUCAAAGGUCUUCUAAAGUCCAUUGGAGCUGAGGGACUCUUAAAGUUGUCAAUCCAUAUCUGCGAACAAGGAAUCAAAAAGAUAAACGAUUCAGCCAAGAAAUUGGGAAAACCAGUUCUAAGCUGGUGUCUUUUGGUCGACCUGGAGGGAUUAUCAAUGCGUCACCUCUGGCAGCCGGGAGUGAAAGCUCUGCUUAAAAUUAUCGAAACAGUCGAACAGCACUAUCCCGAGACUAUGGGAAGAGUGUUGGUUGUACGUGCCCCACGUGUCUUUCCAAUUGCAUGGACAAUCGUUAGUGCAUUUAUUGAUGAAAACACUCGUUCAAAAUUCCUUUUCUAUGGCGGACCCGAUUGUAUUCAUAUGAAAGAUGGCUUAGAACAAUACAUUGAUUCGGAUAUUAUACCAGAUUUCUUGGGUGGACCUUGUAAGUCGUACAAAACGCCAUCGAAUUCGGAUAAAGUUGAUCAGAAGUAUUUCAAGCUAUGCUAUUUAGCUGGUUGUGAUUGUACACUCAUCCAUGAAGGUGGAUUAAUUCCGAAAACCCUUUACAAAAUGAAUAGCGAAGAAGAAGAAACUCAAGUCGAUGGAACUCUACACCAUGAACAUCAGAAUCUCUACAAAACCGUCGAACUCAAAGCUGGUUAUAUUCAUGAAGUUGUUAUUAAAAACAAAGACCCAAAAAGUGUUUUGACAUGGGAUUUCGAUGUGAUGCGCAGUGAUUUGCAUUUUACUCUCUAUAGAACAACGAAAGAAUUACCUAGGAAAAAUGACACUUCAUCGUCAUUUUUCGAUAUUUCUGGUUUUGUCGAAGGUGAAAAUUAUUUUAGAGAUGAACCAACCACAGUCUGUCACCAUAAAGAAAGUGUUCAGGGCUCUCAUGUACUAACUCAUACCGACACAUACAUUCUGCAUUGGUUUAGUCCGACAACUGGUGCCGAUGGUCCUGCACAACUGAAUUAUUUCUAUGAAAUUCUUAGUUCAGCCAAUUACAAAGGAUCAAUGACAAGCCUUCAAUCUGGAUUCUCUUCAUCAAGUGCAGCAAGUUCCUGUCAGUCUCGAUGAUAUGAAGAAGACGAAUGCCAUGCUUUGACACCGACAAUGCCGCCGCAUUCAAAUAAUUAUUGGCUUAGUUAAGAAAGAAAUUCAAUUCAGUAGUUUUUUUAUUAUUAUUAUUUUUAUAUAAUAUCUAUUAUGUAGUUUAAAUAAGAAAAAAAAAAACAAAUAUUUUUCUUCCCCUUUCUGUGUUAUAAAAUUAUUUAAAUUUGUUUAAUAUUUUUUUUUCGGCAAAAAUCAUUUAUAAUAUUUACUUUGUUUAUUGAGUAAAAAAAAAAGAAAAUUUAUUUAUACAUCAAGAAAGAUAAAAUAUUUCUAUAUAUGAUUAAAUUAAUUGACUUUAGGCAAAUAUUUAAAUAAAGAUUUAUUUAUAUUCAAAAUUAAAACAAAUAACUAUACAAUAAAGAAAGAGUUUAUAUAUGAGAUGAAAAACAAAAGGAAUUGUAAAAGUUAUAGGAUACUAAAAAUAAAUAAAUUUAAAUUCUUCAGAGAAAAUAUAUAUAAAUAAAUAUCUAUUUAUUUUUAAAAGAAAAUAUUGAGAAAUUUAACAAUAAAUAAAUAAAUAUUAUAUAUGUACAUCUCAAAUUGUAAAAAAAAAAAAACAAAAAUUGUUAACGAGAGAAGAAAUAUUUGAAAAGAAAAAAGGCAGAAAAUCAUUUAUAACUAACUGAAAACUGAUAUAAAAUUUAAGUAGAAAAAUGUUAUUAAAUUAAAAAAUAGGUUUAAUAUUAUCUUUAAUAAAUUAAACACAGAAAAAAAUAUAUAUUAGUAUUUUAUAAUUUAAUUGUAUUUGUUCAUAAUUUUGUAAUUUGUUUACUUUUUAAAUUCUUUUAUUUUUUCUUCUAUUUAUUAGCACAAGAACUAAAAUUACGUUUUCACAAAAAAAUUAAGAAAGCUUAAACUUUAAGCACUGCCUCAUUAUCGCUUUCACUUUACACGGACUACCAGGAGCUACAAACGAGUUGGAGUGGUAAAACAGUGUUAAAAAAAUACAUCAUUUGUGAAUACUAUUAUUCUUCCUAACGGAAUGGCUCCCCAUUUGAAGCUGUGUUUCAAGAUUUGUUUCUAUUCGAAAUGGGUGUCACAGUCAAUUUUGUCCGUCCAUCGGUUCGUCGGUUACAAAGUGUGAAGUGUUAAAAUCUCAUCGGUUUAUCCGCAAAUGGCGUUAUCAUCUUCCGUUGGUUCUAACUUGUCUGAAUACUAAAUUAAUUUGAUUAUCGUUUAAAACACAUAUCUUAAAAGUACAAAGGUUUCAAAAAUUCUGAACCGGUUCACAUGAACUAUCCGCUGAAUGUCUAUAAACUAUGUACCUAUUUCAUCUUCGUCAUCGAAAGAUUUAAAAAUUAAAGAAACAUACCACAAACCUAACUGGAAUAUUUGACAGAAAGUUUGAGUUCAGUAUAUCGCCGCCGCCGCCGUUUCAGAUGCAGAUUAAUCAACUUAUUCUUAAUAUUUAGUUCACUUACAUAAAAUGAAUUUGUUUAAAGUAUUUUUUGCAAAUUUUAAUUAAUUUUGGUAUAUAUUUAUUUAAGUUUCAUUAUUUCCUUCAUUUCGAUUCAACUAAUUUUUGUGAUUUAAGAUAAAUGUCGUUUCUUAUUUUAUCCUAUCAAUUUAAAAAGUUGGAAAUUAUAUUUAAGACUUGAACUCGCCUUUGAAUCUAAGAAAUUAUCAUCAAUCGAAAGCUCUACGAUUACAAUUAAAUUUUUAAAAUAAAAAAAAAUGUUAUUUGUUUAUAAACUGUCUGUUGUAAUGUUCUGUUAUACUAUUUUAAGCGUAACCCCUAUCUUCAAUGUCGUUUCAUUUUUGGCUAGAUAUACUAUUGUAUCAGAAUUUAUUGUUGAAACAAUAAAUAACUAUAUAACAAAUAAUCUAAAAAAUGCCAAAGAGCUAAAGUAUUAGAUAGUUUGCUAAACAAAAAAAUAAAUCAACGCUUAAGUAGAAUUUUUGUAUGAAACUAAAAACAACGGUUGUUAAAAUAAUAUAUUUAUAACUAUUAAAAAUCCUAGAAUAAGAAUUUACUUUUAACAUUCCAAUUUUGCAAAAUAUUCAUUAUUAAUUUUGCAAUAGUCAAUUAAACAAAUAACAUCCUACACAUAUUUUGAUCAGAAUUUAAUAAUCUAUUCCUUUGAAUGAAUUUAUACAUUUAUCCAUUUAUCAUUAGAAAAAACCGAUUUGAUCAGUUAAAAUUAGAAGUUUUAUUGCUUUAAGUUGUUGAGUCAACGAAACGUAAAUGUUUUAACUAAAAAAGUAUAUGGAAUAAUAAAUAUAAUGAGAUGAGUUACUUAAAAUGUGAAAUCUUUGUAAAAAUAAUAAAACUACGGAUGUAUUAUAAAUAAACAAAAAUUACUGUCUACCUGUUACCUUGCCCUGUAAAAUAAUUUUAGAUAUAUGUAUAAGAAAAUAUUCACAUAAUCAAUUUAAUUUCAAUUUAUUAUUUAUAUUAACUAUAAGAGGAUUACAUACACCUUUGUAGAUAAGAUAAUAUUUGCGGCCCAACGGUAAAGCUCACUAAUUAAUAGAAUACAAUGUUCAAGGAAAUUGGAUUAAAAUAAACUUUAAAGUCAAGAAGCGGGGCAUAUCUUUCAAAACGUAACUUUUUUUUUGCUUUCAGUGAGCUUUACCUAUGGAUCGACAAGCAGUUAAAUUUAAGCUUGAAUAAAAAUUGGAUUUAGUUAAUAUUUUGAAAAAAAAAUUGCUUCAUCAGCACAGGUUUUUAUUUUUAAAAUUUGCAAAAUAAAACGAACAAGACAAUUGAAACAAUAUUCAUUUUUCUAAUAUUAACGAAUGCAGAGGUAUUAAAAGCAUACAGACCGUGAAAUAAAACAU
Messenger RNA from Eupeodes corollae, 5385 nucleotides. RefSeq names its product protein real-time (gene retm). Gene Ontology annotation, cellular component: cytoplasm. Bases 553 to 2568 code for a protein of 671 amino acids. The transcript has 8 exons. The record is from RefSeq and is a predicted model, not a curated record. NCBI's taxonomy places the organism in Eukaryota, Metazoa, Arthropoda, Insecta, Diptera, Syrphidae.